AUGAAAAUAAAGGCCCUCACUCGCACUGCGUCGCAGCAGCAGACGCCGGGCACUUCGGUGCAACGGCAGACACGCAACCUGGAUCCGGCUCUGCAUCCCUUUGAACGAGCGCGCGAGUACACCAGGGCGCUGAAUGCGACAAAGAUGGACCGCAUGUUCGCCCAGCCCUUCCUGGCCCAGCUCGGCCGCGGUCACGUCGACGGAGUCUACACCAUGGCCAAGGACCCCAACUCGCUCGAGAGAUUCGCUUCGGGCAGUGGUGACGGUGUGGUCAAGGUGUGGGAUCUGACGACGAGAGAAGAGAUUUGGCAGGCACAGGCGCACGAGAACAUUGUCAAGAGCAUGUGCUGGACACACGACAAGAAGCUGCUGUCUUGUGGCAGCGACAGGAGUAUCAAGAUGUACGAUCCUUACAACCAGGCUGGCAAUGCCGCUCCGCUGUCAACCUAUUUGGGUCCUGCAGCCUUCACCUCCAUUACAAAACACCGUACCGAGCCUGUCGUGGCCGCUGCUUCGUCCGUCAUCAGCAUCUACGACUUGAACAGAGCCAACUCUGCCCCUCUGCAAACGCUACAAUGGCCCAACAGCAUCGACACCAUUACUGCCCUCAAGUUCAACCAGACCGAAACCUCCAUCCUCGCCUCCACAGCCACCGACCGCUCCCUCAUCUUCUACGACAUGCGUACCUCCUCCCCCCUCCACAAGUCCGUCCUCACACUAGCCUCCAACGCAAUCUCCUGGAACCCCAUGGAGGCCUUCAACCUCGCAGUCGCAAACGAAGACCACAACAUCUACAUCUUUGACAUGCGCAACCUGAAGCGCGCCCUCAACGUCCUCAAAGACCACGUCGCCGCAGUCAUGGACGUCGAGUUCUCCCCCACUGGAGAGGAACUGGUCUCGGCAUCCUACGACCGCAGCGUCCGUCUCUGGAAGCGCAACGACGGCCACAGCAGAGACGUCUACCACACAAAACGCAUGCAACGCGUCUUCUCCGCCGCCUGGACACCAGACAACAACUACAUUCUCACCGGCAGCGACGAUGGAAACAUUCGACUCUGGCGAGCCCGCGCUUCCGAGCGUCAAGGAGUCAAGAGUGCCAGACAGCGUCAACAACUCGAAUAUGACAGAGCUCUGGUGGAGAGAUACAAGCACAUGCCUGAGAUUAGGAGGAUCCACCGUCACAGACAUUUGCCCAAGCAGGUCAAGAAGGCUAGUGAGAUCAAGGGAGAGGAACUCAAGGCCAUCAAGCGUAGAGAGGAGAAUGAGAGGAAGCAUAGCAGUAAGGGAGAUAGCAAGAGAAGGAGCGAGAGAGAAAAGAUGGUUCUUCAAACCGAGCAGUAG
This is a messenger RNA of Aureobasidium subglaciale EXF-2481, 1341 nucleotides long. RefSeq lists its product as uncharacterized. The record is from RefSeq and is a predicted model, not a curated record. Gene Ontology annotation, biological process: maturation of SSU-rRNA from tricistronic rRNA transcript (SSU-rRNA, 5.8S rRNA, LSU-rRNA). Gene Ontology annotation, cellular component: nucleolus; small-subunit processome. The transcript is spliced from 2 exons. Gene Ontology annotation, molecular function: protein binding. Lineage: Eukaryota; Fungi; Ascomycota; Dothideomycetes; Dothideales; Saccotheciaceae. The coding region runs from base 1 to 1341 and encodes 446 amino acids.